Molecule: messenger RNA, 661 nt
Organism: Lymnaea stagnalis (great pond snail)
Lineage: Eukaryota; Metazoa; Mollusca; Gastropoda; Lymnaeidae
Source: the annotation of a GenBank genome assembly
CAUCCCAACAGGGAAUGGACCCCAUACUAUAUCGUCUGUGACAGUGACAGACUGACGGAAUCUCAGACGUGUGACAGGCAUAAGCCUACCAACACCACUGGCUUCUUUUCCCCAUUGACGAAAUCUUGCGUCUCCAUUUGGGAGGUUCCACAAAGCACAGGUUACGGAUUGGCUCCUAGCUGCACAGGGAAAGAGAAAGGAUCCUACCUGUCCACUGAAAGGUCAGAUGUAUACUACAGAUGUCCUAAAGAAAAAGUCCUCUAUUGUCCAGCUGGUCAAAAUUUCAAUACAGCUCAAGAAAAGUGCCUUUGAUUUUAUUUAAACAACUCUUAUCUAAUCUAUUCAUAAUAUUUCCUAGCCUGGGAUUUUCAUUUUAAAAAUAUGUUUCUGUGCUGAUAGUAAUAUUAAUCCAAUAGAGUAGGAGAUGGUAAAAUGAUUGAUGUGAAAUAAAACUUAGUGCUAUUCCUGAAACUAUUCAAAAGACAGCAAUGUCUCUAUGCAUCCCAAUCCCACUAGCAUGAACAUUUCUUAUCCCACUCAAAUGUUUAGGGACAUGGGAAUUGAAUCCUUACUGAAUUGGGGGAGGAGAGCAAUUUUGUAAUAUUUAUUUUUGAAAUUUUAAAUUAUUUCAAUUUCUGUGAGUCAGGUAAUUCAACUCGGG